AUGGACACGAUCUACAGUGUGAUAGAAGACUGCCACAACUCUAUCAAUGCACUCUCCCCCUCGCUUGAGACCAUACAGGACUACAUCCACACACUCUCCCUACAACUCACAACCCAACCAGAUCCCCCACCACCCACCCUCCCAAGGACGACAUGUUUCAGCGACAUAGUGACAGCACAUGUCCCAGGAAUGGAAGCACAUCUGUACACCUCACGAGGCUCCCCCCAAAACACUCAAGUAUACACCCACAACACCCAAACAGCCCAAAACCCACCCAGCUACACACCACUCCAGAUUCCACUGGUUGAUGAAGCCUUGGCCAGAUCCGCAACCCAUGCUAGGCAGAUCCUACUAGACCCUAUACCUGGUAACCCAAUGUUCCCUCCUGGUAUCAGCCACGACGAUGCCAUACACAAAAUCCGCCUCACUAUCAAAACUGCCCUCACACCAAACGACCACAAUGAGAACAUCAUAGCCCUACUGCAGCUCUGUAAUGGGGGACUCAUCAUGGAGCUAGAUAGUGAAGAGACGGUGCUCAGACUGCAAGAUAGCACCACCAGGAAGAAACUCAUUCAAGCCCUAGAAUUCUCGGUAACCUUUAAAGACAGAACUUACACCCUUGUAGCACAAUUUAUACCAAUCAACCUACUCAUCGAACAACCCAGCCUCCUUCAUCUAGUAGAGGGGAAAAACCGACUGGACGACAACUUGCUCGCCUCCAUGCGCUGGAUUAAGCCCCUGCACAAACGGCCACCUAGUCAAACGAUGGCCUUUGCCCUACUACAGGAAAGCACCAAUGACAACAAUGACAACAAGAACAAUAACAAUAAUGAGAAUGAGCUGAACACCAGGAGAGACCCUCCCUCCACACCCUCAACUUCCUCCUCUGCAUCACCAACUGCAACUCCAGCCAUGCCAUACAUGCCUCUCCGAUUCCCAAUGCCAACACCAACACCUUCUCCCCCACCGACUAUGGAACCACCUACAAUAUCUAUGGCCUAUGUCUGA
Messenger RNA from Suillus subaureus, 1008 nucleotides. RefSeq lists its product as uncharacterized. The record is from RefSeq and is a predicted model, not a curated record. Bases 1 to 1008 code for a protein of 335 amino acids. The transcript has 2 exons. Lineage: Eukaryota; Fungi; Basidiomycota; Agaricomycetes; Boletales; Suillaceae.